UUUACAUAAAGUAUGUUCUAUUGUAGUAACGUUGCAUAUUAUGGCCCAGACGCUUUGCUUGUAUAUAAAAGUUCAUCUUAGUUUUAAACCUUCAUUUUGUUUUAUGAUCAUUUUUAAUCAGAAUUAAAUAUAUCUCCUAAAUUUUUUGGUCAAGACAUGAUAUCUGAAGAAUGAUCGGACAUUUCAUUGAUCUCACUUGCUAGACCUGGUUUUAUUCCAUUCAGUUCUUCUGAUUGUUGAAUUCUGAUUGAAUUCGCGCAUCCAGAACCAAAUUGACGUUCAGAAAUGAACGAAUCGUCAUGCUUUUGAUAGGGUAGGUUUUCGUCGAGGGAAAAAAAAAUUUGCCGGAAAGCAUACGUUGCGUAUUUGUUAUGAUGGUGAAUUGAAAUUUUGCUAUUUCUACUAAAAUAUCUCUUGCUCCGUAAUUGAAAGGAUUUAAAUAAGAAAAAUGUCGUCCGCUGAUGAAGAUGAUGCAUCCAAUGUUGAUUUGGAUUCUGAUGGAGAUAGUGAAAUAUCAUAUCCAGAAGAUGAAGAUGCUGCUCUAGAAAUAGAACAGAAAACUGAAGUUCCUGAGAGUAUAAAUUUUAAGGUUAACAUUGUUGAUAUUGCAUUUCAUCCAAAGAGAAAUCUUAUUGCCACUGGCUUGAUUGAUAGUUCUAUUACUUUGCAUUCAUAUGGUGUAGGAGAUGUGAAAAAUAUGGAAUUACAAACUUUCGACCACCAUAAUAAAAAGCCAUGUAGGGCUGUACAUUUUUCUGCUUCUGGUGAACAUCUUUUUACUGGUGCGCAAGAUACUACAAUAGGUGUGGUGGAUCUUGAAACAAAUUCUGUUUUCCGCAAGUUUGGGAGAGAAGGUGGAUCCCCAAUCUAUUCAAUAUUACCUAUUGAUAAUUAUCUUUUAGCAUCUGGAGAAGAUGAAGGUGAAGUGAUUUUAUGGGAUUUCCGAAUGCAGGCACCCAUUGAGGUUUUUCAAGAUUGUGAGGAUUAUGUCAGUAGUUUGAUAAUAAAUAAAGAAAAAAAGCUGAUGUUGGCAACUUCAGGUGAUGGAAGACUUUCUGUUUAUAAUGUCAGGGCCAAGAAACUUGAAAUGCAAUCAGAAGAAUUGGAUUCUGAUCUCUUGUGUGCUGGCAUUUUCAAAGGUGGUACUAAAGCUGUUGUUGGUUCUACAGAUGGAGCCCUUAACAUAUUCAAUUGGGGUGAAUUUGGAAAUAUCAGUGACAGAUUUCCAGGCCAUCCAGGUUCUGUGGACUCGAUGGUUGUUAUUGCAGAUGAUGUUAUUGUCACUGGAUGUGAGGAUGGUAAAAUUCGAGCUGUUCAGCUGUUUCCUAAUAGAUUUUUGGGCUCUUUAGGAAACCAUGGUGGAUAUUCAAUCGAAAGAGUGCGUUUGUCUUAUGAUUCUGCAUACAUUGCCAGUUCAUCGUAUGACCAAAAAGUAAAAUUCUGGGACUUAUCUGGUAUUGAAGAACUCCGUAACGAAGAUGUAAAAGAAACAAAAGAAAAACAUAAACAGUUAAACAAGCCUGUGAAUGACUUUUUUGCUGACUUGGUUUAAAAAAAUCCUUGUACAUGUUAUUUUAGAUUAAAUUGGAAAAAGUGCCUUUCUGAAUUCA
Messenger RNA from Argiope bruennichi, 1610 nucleotides. Its product is annotated as WD repeat-containing protein 55-like. Bases 449 to 1552 code for a protein of 367 amino acids. Gene Ontology annotation, molecular function: protein binding. The record is from RefSeq and is a predicted model, not a curated record. NCBI's taxonomy places the organism in Eukaryota, Metazoa, Arthropoda, Arachnida, Araneae, Araneidae. The transcript is spliced from 2 exons.